AUGCCGGCUUUUCCAAGCCUCGGGCUGGAGUGACUGCUCAGGCGGGAACGAGUCGGUGGCCGGGUGCGGCCGUUUCCAUCUCCAGGACGGCCAGGUGGGGCUUUGUCGUGUCGGGGCGAGGUGGAGAGAAGGGAAUUUAGAAGGGGCGGCGCGCUCCCUCAUUAGAAAUUUAAGAUAUGGGGGAGGACCUUUCUGCCCCCACCGCCAAAUUUCCUUCCCUCAGUAUUAGGGAAAAGGAGGAAGUGGGGGAUAAAGAAAAGGCAGUGGAAGUGGACUUCAGGAACAGACUAUUGAUCCAUCUAGCUCAGUACUGUCUACACUGACUGGCAGCAGCUCUUCAGGGUUUCAGAUGGGGAGGCUCUCCCAGCCCUACCUUGAGAUGCUGCCGGAGAUUGAACCGGGGACCUUCUGCAUGCAAAGGAGCUGAGCGUGCACAUAUAGAUCGAUAUAUGCCAUCCAAAUGUCCACAUAUACAUCCGGACAAAGUUGCUGUUUAUAGAAGCUGGUGAAAAUGGCGGCCAACCACCCGCACCACUGGAGGCCCUGGGGAAAGGGGUCGCCGCGUCAGCAGCAGCCGGAAAGAGAGGAGCCGUCUGAAUGUGUGGGCCGGCAGCUGGGCGAGCCGGGGAAGUUUGCCUAUGCGGCUCUCUGCGCAGUAUCUUUGGCCUCGCUGUUUCCUGAGGAAGAGGAAAAGUCAUACAGGACAGGAUUUGUCCAGAGCCUGGUGAAAUGGCUCGAGCUCUCGGACGCCGUUCUUCCUGCCAUGCUGGCGUUCACCGGCGGCUUGGGAGGCGAAGGGACGGAGACCUUUGCUCGGAUCCUUUUGAAGGAGCCGCUUGUGGAAGAGGAGCCCAGCGUCAUCACGCAGGAUCUUGUGUCGUUUUCUCUCAAGGAUGGCUCCUACGAUGCCCGUACGAGGGUGCUCCUCUCUCAUGUCACCUGGUUGCUGAGGAUCCCCUUGGCGGAACUGGAGGCAUCCGAGGAAUGUCUCCUUGAAUGCCUGAAGGAGGAGGAAGAGCAGGAAUCGGAAACGGCAGCGGCUGCGCGGAGGAAGAAGGAGAAAAAGAAGAGGCUGAAGAGGUACCUGCUGAUCGGCUUGGCGACUGUUGGCGGCGGGACAGUGAUUGGUCUGACGGGGGGCCUGGCCGCCCCUCUGGUGGCAAGUGGAGCUACAGCGAUCAUUGGCAGCGCUGGCGUGGCUGCCCUGAGCUCGGUGACUGGGAUGGCUGUCAUGGGGUCACUCUUUGGGGCUGCGGGAGCCGGGCUCACUGGGUACAAGAUGAAGAAGCGUGUGGGGGCUAUAGAAGAGUUUGAGUUCCUACCAUUAACAGAAGGGAAGCAGCUGCACAUCACCAUAGCCAUCACCGGCUGGCUUUCUACUGGCAAAUACGGGAGUUUCACUGCCCCAUGGAGCAGCCUGCUUCAGUCGAGAGAACAGUACUGUUUAGCCUGGGAAACCAAAUAUCUGAUGGAACUGGGCAAUGCCCUCGACACUUUGCUGAAUGGAUUAGUUAACAUGAUGGCCCAGGAAGCUUUGAAACACACAGUCUUGGCCGGUAUCAUCACGGCUCUGACCUUGCCUGCUUCUCUGCUCACGGCAGCCAGUGUGAUCGAUAACCCCUGGGGAGUGUGUCUCCACCGAUCGGCUGAAGUCGGCAAACACCUGGCUCAGAUCCUGCUCCGCCGGCACCAGGGCAAACGGCCGGUUACCUUGAUUGGUUUCAGUCUUGGCGCCCGAGUCAUCUACUGUUGCCUCCAGGAGAUGGCCAAGGAGGAAGAUUGCAAAGGCAUCAUUGAAGACGUGGUCCUCUUGGGGGCGCCGGUAGAGGGAGAAGCCAAGUAUUGGAAGCCGAUGACCAAGGUUGUGUCGGGCAAGAUUAUCAACGGCUACUGUAGAGGAGACUGGCUCCUGAGUUUUGUCUACCGGACAUCCUCUGUUCAACUUAACGUCGCCGGGCUUCAGCCAGUGAACCUGGGCAACAGAAGAAUGGUGAAUGUGGAUCUCUCCUCUGUCGUAAGUGGCCAUUUGGACUAUAUGAAGCAGAUGGACACAAUCCUCAAGGCCGUGGGCAUCAAAACCAAGCAAUGCCGUCUGGAAGAGGGGGGCAGCCUCGCUGUUCUCUCCACCGAGCUUGAGGAAAGCAGGGAGCCUGUGCCACACAACAGCACGCAGGAAGAGCAAUGCAUGGUGGGAGAGGAAGGGCCCAAUGAUGCCAAUGAUAGCGGCCUCAACGGUGAUGACCACUGGUCAUGGGAGCCGGUCUCCAGCCGUGGUUUGUGCCCAGAAGAGCUCCCGGCAGCAACGGUGGUUUCUGAACAGAGAGAAAUCUCCAACCUGGAAGAACCAAUCCCCUCCAGCUCGUCUCAUUCCCAAGAACUUUCCAGGAUGAGCAAUCCCAGCACCGGCUCCACAAGCACUCUUCCUGUGAUUCUCCGAUAACGUACAAGGUGACGCAACGUGAUGGCUAUCGUAGUCUUUGCACUGUCUCUCCCUCCUCUUCCCUGGCACUACAGGUCAAGUUUAGAGACUAUAAAGACUGGCCUUUGCAGAAUCAGGCCAAAGGUCUGUCUGCUGGGACAUUCUGCCUCCCAACUGAGGACCCCAGCAGCCCGCCGAAGAGGAGGUAGCUCUCCCUGAUUGUUUUCCCUGGCAUACUGCAACAAGGGAUACCCUGCCCCUUAGCAUGGCGGCUCCGUCCUUAGCUGCUGUUGGGAAUGGCUCUUGACCGGCUUCGCCUUUGCAAAUUUCAUCUAAUCUUUCAGGGCACAUCUUCGCAUUGAACUCUCCCACGUGGCAUUUGUAUGGAGAAGUAUGCUUUUUGCCAGCCCAGAACUCUCUUGGGGGAAGAGGGGAAACUGGCCACGGCUCAGUGGGAGAACAGUUGCUUGGCAUGUCCAGGGUUCAGUCCCCGGCAUCUCCAAGUAGAGCUGGGAGAGAACCCCUAGAGAGCCUUCACAAGUCAGUGUAGACCACAGUUGGGGAACAGGAUCUGGGCGGCGGGCUGGAUUCUGAGUACCCCCACCCUCCACGGGCCACUCUGACCACUCACCAGUCAAUCGCCUGGUGUUACCAUGACAACAGGUGACCCAACUUCAUAAGGAAAGAAUCCACAGUGUGUUUGAAGUGGGCUUCCUGUUCUGCUUCUGGAGCCCAGCUUGGAACUCCAGAGCUUGCCAAAAUGCUUGGAGGCUCCUGGGUCCCCUCCCUCCCUUUUGCAGUAGCGCGUUUCCCUGCCCCAGGGAUUCCCAUCAUCCCCGUCCAGCUCCCUGGGGCUGAUGGGAGGUGUAGUUCAGCAACAUCUGGAGGGCCAACAGUUCUCCCACACCUGCAAUAAACCUUUUGUAUGCAAGCAACUCGUUUUCCCCCUCCCCUCCCCCCUGUUGCCCAUUUCUCAUGCCGUGGAGUUUUCCCCACGUUUUGAGUUCAAGGGGGAAGGUCCAAAGAGUUGGCUGGGACAAAUGGGGCAGUGGCAGCUAGCACCAGGAGCAAACACUGGGGCAUAUUUUGUCCCCUGGGUGGCCACUUGCACAGGCAGUACUCGUCUCUUUUCUCACUCGCUUCCACCGGUAAACUCUGCAUGAGUGGCCUCAGAAAAUCCCAAUACGUUCCAUCAGGCUGCAGGCUAUUCAACAAGCUGGAGUGCUCUUUGCUUGAUAAGAAUAACCAACAGCAGAGCUCCCUGCCUGAGUCUCAGGGCACGGCUGGAGGGCACAGGAUGCAGCCGCCUCGCUGACGUGAAGCAAGCUUGGGUCUGGUUGGGAGACGCCUUAUAUCACCGGGAAGUCUCUCAUGUAAGAAAAGGAGGGUGCUGGUAUGAUAAAUCACCUAAAUGGUGGCGCUGCAUCAAACAAAUUAGUGUCUCGAAUUAUUUUGCAUGCUCGAGAGAGAGAGAGAGAAAAGGCUGUGUUGGCAUGAGCCUGAGAUGAUCCCCAUUCAUUCAUCACUGGUCUCAACCCCUGCUGCAGCGACUGUGGCAGCAAGAAGCCUGUUCUCCUGCCCCCAUGCAUGGCGGGCCUAGCCGUGCCAUUAGGCCCCGUUUCAUUCAUAAGGGAAGCUGUUGUCCCACGGUCCUCUUUGCCAUUUGAAACCCUCUCUUCUGUGUGGUGAUGCCACGUUCCAUUGGGACCCGGGAUGAAAGGAGAGCGCCUCAUUGGUCCCUGUUCUAGGAAAAGACUCUGUGAUUCUUGAGAAGCUGAAAGAAGUGUUUGGUGCGGCCACUGAAAAGGAUUGCAUCCGCUGCUGCAUUUUAAGUGCACCCCCCCACCCCCCAGUCUGUUGACAGUUUCACAGGUGCAGGAAGCUGGAAUGUAUACACACUCGUAUUCUAGAGCAGGAUGUGGCUUCUACCGGGAAGCAAUGCAAGAAAAAUUGGGUUCGCUGGGGCAGCCAGGAGCAAAUUCUUCUCUGUUCUUUCUGUGCUGUACCCAGAGUGUUCCCUGCACGCUGCUACCAAAUGUAGCGCAUACAGGAGGAGCUGGGUGAAAAAGUUCCCUCAUGAGUGGACCAGCCACGUUAAGGAGGCCACCUCUGCUGCUUCCUAAUCUGCGGGUGAACAUGCAUGGCUGGCUGCCACAACCACUCGCUUUGGGAAGGCAGAUGAUUGCUCUGAAUGGCCAGGCCCAAAUGGGCCUGUUGGUUGUAUUAGCUUUAUGCAACGGGGAACCGGCAUCUACAGUAGGAUCUGGUUCAAAUUUGGCCUUUCAGGGAGAGGACGGUAGCUGGGAAGCCUUGUGUUGAAGAACGUGUGUGAUAUCAGUAGUCUGUGCCUUAUGUGCAAAAAAUAAAUAAAAAAUAAACAGCCCCAGCAGCUGAUUAUAGCACCGGUGAACCUGCAGCUGAUUACCGUGGAUGACUGCUGCUAGCCCUCAUUUUGAGAAGGCAGGUUAACCUUCCAUAUUUGGAGCUCCAUACAAGGGCAGGUUAUCCCUCCAUAUUCAAAGCCCCAUGCAAGAGCAGAUUAAGCCUUCAUACUCAGAGCUCCUUACAAGGGCAGGUUAAAUGUUCAUACUUGGAGCUGUGUACAAAGGCAGGUUAAACCUCCAUAUUCAAAGCUCCACGCAAGGGCAGGCCAAACCAUAUUUGGAGCUCCAUACAAGGGCAGGUUGACACUCCAUAUUUGGAGCUCCAUGCAGAGCAUAUCACAAAUGAUAGAAAGUACCAGAAGAUCAGUGAGACCAAAUGAAACAAAUUGUGGAGAAAGAGUUCCAUGGAGGUCUUUCUACAGAAAUUAGAUCAGUAUCCUUACCAGAAUCUAGGUGUUCUUUUUUUAAACACACACACACACCUCUCACUCUGCUGUUUUUGGCUAUUAACAUGCAAAGCGGAGAAGCUACGGUCAGCAACCAAAGAAGGGGGGAAGAGGGAGAGAGAGAGAAAAACAAGCAAGAAAAUCCAGUAAUUAGCAUCAGAUUCCCUGCAAGGAACUUCCAAGCUGUGUAACCAAUGCAGAACUCAUCAGCUGUUGCUUAAGAAGAAGAAAAAUUGGCCUCCCUCCCACAUCUGUUUUUUAAAAAUAAAUCUGUUGUUAUUGUUCUAAAUCAAAGUUGAGAGCCCUGGGAUCAGUUUAUAUGUUGGAGGAAAGAUGAGUGUGUUAAGACACUUUUCCAGCACACGUACACAACAUGUACAUAUCCUUGAGUAGGCGUGGACGAAUCCGUAAAUUUCCUUUUAUCUCAGAUUCUCUGUUUUCCAGUCUUAAGUUCAGUUUGCCCCAUUUCCAUGUACGUCGAUUUUUUAAAUUAAAAUUUUUUUUUGAGGGAAAAAGUCUGCACGAACGUUUGUCACGUUGGCAUUUGCUUUUCUCCUGUUUGUAAUUUUGCAAGCCAUUUCCCGUAACAGAUGCCU
This is a messenger RNA of Rhineura floridana, 5845 nucleotides long. It is a transcript of the gene TMCO4, whose product is annotated as transmembrane and coiled-coil domains 4. The record is from RefSeq and is a predicted model, not a curated record. Lineage: Eukaryota; Metazoa; Chordata; Lepidosauria; Squamata; Rhineuridae. The coding region runs from base 512 to 2440 and encodes 642 amino acids. The transcript is spliced from 16 exons.